Messenger RNA from Miniopterus natalensis, 3046 nucleotides. RefSeq names its product eosinophil peroxidase (gene EPX). The record is from RefSeq and is a predicted model, not a curated record. Lineage: Eukaryota; Metazoa; Chordata; Mammalia; Chiroptera; Miniopteridae. Gene Ontology annotation, molecular function: heme binding; peroxidase activity. Gene Ontology annotation, biological process: defense response to bacterium; response to oxidative stress.
AUGGGUGUCGCUCAUGUCACUCGUUGCCCCGCUGUGGCUGGGGGUCUCCUUAUGAAGACGAAGCUGCUCUUGGCCCUGGCAGGGGUCGUCGUCACUCUUGUCCUGGCCCAGCCUUGUGUGGGCACUGCCCCAGCUUCCCCCAGGGCAGUGGAGACCUCGGUCCUUCAGAGCUGCAUGACAGAGGCCAAGUUGCUGGUGGAUGCCGCCUACAAUCAGACUCAGAGGAGCAUCAAGCAGCGCCUUCGCAGCGGCUCUGCCAGCCCCGCGGACCUCCUGUUCUACUUCAAACAACCGGUAGCGGCCACUAGGACAGUCGUUCAGGCUGCCGAUUAUAUGCACGUGGCCUUGGGGCUGCUGGAAGAGAAGUUGCAACUCCAGGAGUCCUUCAAUGUCACUGAUGUGCUAACGGAACCCCAGCUGUGGCUGCUGUCCAAGGCCAGUGGCUGUGCCGUCCAGGGCCAGGAGGAGGCGUGCAGUAGCAAGUAUCGCACCAUCACCGGGAGAUGCAACAACAGGAAGAGACCCUGGUUGGGGGCCUCCAACACCCCCCUGGCUCGCUGGCUGCCGGCCGAGUAUGAGGACGGGCGGUCGCUCCCCUACGGCUGGAACCCUGGCAAGAGGCGCAGUGGCUUCCUCCUCCCUCUUGUCCGGGCAGUGUCUAACCAGAUCGUGCGCUUCCCAAGAGAAAGGCUGGCCUCCGACCAGGGCCGGGCCCUCAUGUUCAUGCAGUGGGGCCAGUUCAUCGACCAUGACCUGGACUUCACCCCUGAGACCCCAGCCAGAGUGGCCUUCAGUGCAGGCGUUGACUGUGAGAAGACCUGUGCCCAGCUACCCCCCUGCUUCCCCAUCAAGAUUCCGGCCAAUGACCCCCGAAUCAAGAACCAGCGAGACUGCAUCCCCUUCACCCGUUCGGCGGCCUCCUGCCCCCAAAACAGGAACAUCAUUCGGAACCAGAUCAAUUCACUCACCUCCUUCUUGGACGCCAGCAUGGUAUAUGGCAGCGAGGUCUCCCUCGCCCUGCGCCUCCGCAAUCAGACCAACUACCAUGGGCUACUGGCCAUCAACCAACGUUUCAGGGACAAUGGCCGGGCCCUGUUGCCCUUCGACAAUCUGCACGACGACCCCUGCCUCCUCACCAACCGCUCGGCGCGCAUCCCCUGCUUCCUGGCAGGUGACUCUCGAUCAAGCGAAACCCCCUUCCUGGCAGCUAUGCACACCCUCUUUAUGAGGGAGCACAACCGGCUGGCUACUGAGCUGAGACGCCAGAAUCCCCAGUGGACUGGAGACAAGCUCUACCAUGAGGCUCGGAAGAUUGUGGGGGCCAUGGUCCAGAUCAUCACCUACCGAGACUAUCUGCCCCUGGUUCUGGGCAAGGAGCGGGCCAGGAGAACCCUGGGGUCCUACAGGGGGUAUUGCUCCAAUGUGGACCCUCGUGUGGCCAAUGUCUUCACCCUGGCCUUCCGCUUUGGGCACACCAUGCUCCAGCCCUUCUUGUUCCGCUUGGACAGCCGAUACCAGGCCUCAGCACCCAAUUCCCGUGUCCUGCUCAGCUCUACCUUCUUUGCCAGCUGGCGAGUUGUGCAUGAAGGUGGCAUCGACCCCCUCCUCCGGGGCCUCAUGGCCACCCCAGCCAAGCUGAACCGGCAGGAUUCCAUGUUAGUGGAUGAGCUCCGGGAUCAGCUGUUUCGGCAAGUGAGAAGGAUCGGGCUGGACCUGGCGGCUCUCAACAUGCAACGCAGCCGGGACCAUGGUCUCCCAGGGUACAAUGCUUGGCGGCGCUUCUGUGGGCUCUCCCAGCCCAGGAAUCUGGCACAGCUUAGUCGAGUGCUGAAAAACCACGGUUUAGCAAGGAAGUUCCUGCAGCUGUACGGGACUCCUGACAACAUUGACAUCUGGAUGGGGGCCAUUGCUGAGCCUCUUUUGCCGGGGGCCCGCGUGGGGCCGCUUUUGGCUUGUCUUUUUGAGAACCAGUUCACAAGAGCCCGAAGUGGAGACAGGUUCUGGUGGGAGAAACAAGGUGUUUUCACCAAGAGUCAGCGCAGAGCCCUGAGGCAGAUUUCCUUGUCUCGAAUUGUGUGUGACAAUACCGGUAUCACCGUGGUUCCAAAGGACAUCUUCAGGGCCAACACCUACCCCCGGGGCUUUGUGCAUUGCAGCCAAAUCCCCAGGUUGAACCUGUCAGCCUGGAAAGGCAAAUGAGGCCUCUGCAGGUAAGGGGAGGCUUUCCCCAAGAGCCCUGGGUGGGAUCAGGCCCUCACUUCCUUCUCCAGAUGGGAUGGCUGAGUCCUCUUAGGCCUCUAAGCAGGGACAACAGAACUUGUCACUGGGGGCAGGGUACUCUUUCCUAGUGGCCUCCCAGUAUGCUAGCUUCUGGGCUGACAGUUAAUCCCAUCCAGGGCCUAGAACUUUGGGGGGGAUGUUUAGGAAGGACCCAGCUAGCCUUGGCUUAGUCAUAAACACCCUGAAACAGCUCAUCUCUGGAUGUCCAGCAAGUUCCUCACAUGUCCACUUCUGCUGCUUCCGCAGGACUCUGUCCCAAGCCCCUGACCUUGGAGAGAGGGAAGCUGGGGAAGACCACGAGUUUACUUUUUCCCCUGGAACAAACCAUAUCCUGAUGCUUUUGCUGGCUGCAGCUCUGAGCUGGUUCUCUGGCUAGGAGGGAUAGCUAGGGUGCCCAGCAGCAAUGAACCUGCCUUGGGAGCCAAACAAUGAGGUUUUGGAGCCUAUGCAAGAUGUUAACUGGAGGGUUUCUAGCCAUUUUCUUACUGUUCCCAGCCCAUCCCUGACUUCUGCCCAUGACUGGGAGGCCCCACAGUCCUCCUCGGAGCCUGCAGGCUGGGUGGCCUGCUCUGCUUCUGCCAAUAAAACACUGCUGAGGGCAGGAGCCAGUCUCUGCUUUGGGCUACGGAGGGUGUGGCCUCCUCCCAUGCUUUGCUGUGCUUGUUAAGGGGACUGCUGCUAAGGCCCAGCUGCACUCGCCUCUAAGCCUCUCCUGGGGGCUGAGUUAAGAGAAUCAAAAGAAACACUCUGGAGUAGAAAAGAGCAG